ACAUACCGCAUGAGCCCACAUGAGACUCUUGUGUUGUGAGACUAAAAGUUCAAAUUUGCAAAGAAAAAUACACGUUUACACGGGACAGACGAAGAACAUUUAACAAUUUUUAAGGACAUUUUGCUCUUUAAAUGUCACUAUUUCUCGUAAACAGGUAUCUUGGAGAGGAGGAGAAUGGAGGUACCUCAAAGGACCGACAGUCUGAGGUUUUGUUGGCUAAACUGCAACAGAAAGCUAAAGAGAAGCAGAAACAGCGUUUGACGGAGGAGAGAGAAUGCAAGCGUGACGAACAAACGGAGCAGCAGCGUGUCAAAAACAAAAGAGAGGCUGACAGAGAUGGCGGUCAAGAGCAUCAGCACCACAAAAGGAGGAAAUCCGAAAUAGAAGAUUUGAAUAAUUCAACCUCUGACAACCAAGAUGAGCCUAUCAAAAAACCAAAGAAGAAAAAGAGUGGUGCAGCUGAGAAACGGAAGAAGAAAGAUUCAUCAGGCAAGUCAGCCGAAGUGAGCCCAGACGGAGCAGCGUCCGAACCACAACAGGCGUCUGCAGAAACAGAACAGGAUUCCUCUAAGCCCGGUUCAGAGAAGCCGCCUGUCCCAUCUGGAUUUCCUGUUCUUGGAGGAUUUGAGAGCAAACCUGUUCAAAAGGUUCUCCGAGUCCUGCCCCAGUGGCUCGCAGAGCCCGACCUGAUUCACAGGGAUAUCAAAAGCAACGUGGUCCCCGUCUCUGACGUCCCUGGGGUUUGUCCUGAGCUCCUGAAGAAACUACACAAGAACGGGAUUCAGCACUUCUUUCCAGUGCAAGCUGAGGUGAUCCCAGCCAUCUUGGAGAGUGUGCAGCCUGGAGUUCUGCUGGGCCGGGGCGGCUACAGGCCCAGGGACAUCUGCGUGUCUGCUCCAACAGGCAGCGGGAAGACUCUCUCCUUCGUCGUACCUGUCGUACAGGUGCUAACGGAGCGGGUGGUGUGUGAAGUCCGGGCUCUGGCCGUGCUGCCGACCAAAGAGCUCGCCCAACAGGUUUACAAAGUGUUUGUGUCGUACGCCGAGGGCACCCCUCUGAAGGUGGUGAUGCUGGCCGGGCAGAAGUCCUUCUCUGCAGAACAGGAGUCUCUCACAGAGCAGAGAGGGAGCGUGAGGCGAAGUGCAGCGGACAUCGUUGUUGCCACUCCUGGACGGCUGGUGGAUCACAUCAAUAAAACGUCCGGCUUAUGUCUGAAACAUCUCCGGUUCCUUAUCAUUGACGAGGCUGACAGGAUGAUUGACAGCAUGCACCACUCGUGGCUCAGCCAGGUGAUGAGAGCAGCGUUCAGCUGCAGAGACCAAGCAGAGGACCUGAGCCUCUUCAGGAGGACGGAGACGGCAUUUAUCACAGCAGACAGUCUGUCCCCUCCUCAGGUUCCUCUCCAGAAGCUGCUGUUCUCCGCCACGCUCACGCAGAACCCGGAGAAGCUGCAGGAGCUCGGCCUCCACCAGCCCAGACUCUUCAGCUCUGUUCACAGAGACUCCAGUGACGCAUCAGCAGCCGCCACGCAAAAACAGGACCGCUUCGACUUCCCCCAGGGACUCACGGAGUAUUACGUGCCCUGUACGAUGAGCAACAAGCCCCUCCUCAUCCUGCACUUCCUCCUGCGCAUGAAGCUGAGCCCCGCCCUCUGUUUCACCAACUCCAGGGAGACGGCUCACAGACUCCAGCUGUUGGUGCAGCUCUUCGGGGGGAUUCAGGCCGCCGAGUUCUCGUCCCGACUCUCCCCGAGCGAGAGGAAGAGGACUCUGAAGAGCUUUGAGCAGGGAAAGAUCCACAUGCUGAUCAGCACGGACGCGGCUGCCCGAGGCCUCGACGUCAGCGGGGUCAAGUGUGUCGUCAACUACGACGCGCCGCAGUACGUCAGGACCUACAUCCACAGGGUGGGGAGAACGGCCAGGGCAGGGAAAGCAGGACUGGCCUUCACCUUUCUGCUCAGGGUGCAGGAGAAGAAUUUCCUUCAAAUGGUGGCGGAAGCCGGAAGUCCUGGGAUUCAGAAGCAGCUGAUCAAGCCGGAGAGCUUGAAGGGCAUGGAAGAACGAUACGAACAAAUACUGCAAGAGCUGGCCGUUGUAGUCAAGGACGAGAAAAGCAGAUGAUGAAACUGAGCUGAAGUCAAAAUCCCACCAGUACGAUUAUCAAACAGCAUCGUUUCUGCUGUACUUUCACCUCAUGUUCCUGUUAUUCAACCUUUGACCCUUGAAUAUGCAACUUAAGAGUAACAAGUUUCAAGACACAUGAAAUCCUUCUUUAAUUAAAAAAAAACAAAAAAAGGGUUAAGACACAGGUGUGUGUAUGAAGAAGACAGUGUUUAUAUAAAAGGACUAAUGGUCCCUUUUUUUU
Messenger RNA from Cololabis saira (Pacific saury), 2364 nucleotides. RefSeq names its product DEAD (Asp-Glu-Ala-Asp) box polypeptide 51 (gene ddx51). The record is from RefSeq and is a predicted model, not a curated record. Gene Ontology annotation, cellular component: nucleus. The transcript has 16 exons. NCBI's taxonomy places the organism in Eukaryota, Metazoa, Chordata, Actinopteri, Beloniformes, Belonidae. Gene Ontology annotation, molecular function: ATP binding; nucleic acid binding. The coding region runs from base 132 to 2120 and encodes 662 amino acids.